This is a messenger RNA of Chrysemys picta bellii (western painted turtle), 4270 nucleotides long. The record is from RefSeq and is a predicted model, not a curated record. Lineage: Eukaryota; Metazoa; Chordata; Testudines; Emydidae.
GAGCGGGGGCCUGAACAAGAAAAAGCUUUCUGUCAUUUAAAACAAGCCUUGCUGCAAGCAUUGAAAUUUCCAGAUAAACAAGCCAUUUGUGAUUAAGUUGGCAGCAACCCAAGAAAUUCUAGCCUCAGUACUAAUGCAGGAGAUUGACAGGAAGUUAAUACCAGCCAGGCUCCCAGUAGAGAGUCAGGAGCCGGGCAGCACCCGGGCUUCCUGCGGGGAGUCGGAUGGGCACAGCCCAGCUCGGAGUGAGGAGUGGGGAGCCCAGGCAGCAGCCCAGAUGGGAUCGGGGAGCUGGUAGAACAGGGGCUAGAACCCUCCACCCACCCCAGGCCACAACCCCAGCUUCUGAGUGGCUUUCUUGUCAAUGUCCUGGCUCCAGCACAGAAAGAAAGGCCACCAGCUGAUGCGGUGCCUUCAAAUCUCACACCUCCUGGCACAGGCUUCCUGCACCCUUCACUGCCUUCCUUCACCCAGCCCAGGAUGGACCCCCUGCCUCUGCUCAUCUACCUGUGCACAGUGCUGGCACCAAGCCGUGGAUUCAGCGUGGACGUGGAGGUACCCAUCACCUUCAAGGAGGCAGCAGUGGGGUUUGGGCAGAGCGUGGUGCAGUUCGGGAGUGCCGGAGCCGGGGGGCUGCUCGUCGGGGCCCCACUACAGACGGGAGAAGUGAAUGAAACUGGCAAAGUCUACAAGUGCGACCCGGGCUCCAGACGCUGCCAGGAGAUCCCCAUUCAGAGGCCCCCGGAUGCAGUGAACAUGUCCCUUGGAUUGUCACUGGCUGCCCGAGACUCCAAUCUCCUGGUGUGUGGCCCCACAGUGCACCGGGCCUGCGGGGAGAACAUGUACGUCAAUGGCUACUGCUUCCUCCUGGACCAGAGCCUCCAGCAGCUUCGGCGCAUCCCGGACACCCUGGCAGAGUGCCCCAGACGUGCCACAGACAUAGCGCUCCUCAUCGACGGCUCGGGCAGCAUCAGACCUUAUGACUUUGGAAAGAUGAAGACGUUUCUUUCUGAGAUCAUGAAGCGUUUCCGCAGCGCCGACACGCAGUUCGCCCUCAUGCAGUACUCAGAUGAAUUUAAACAGCACUUCGACUUCUCACAGUACAGAAGGAGCAGGAACCCCGAUAGUCUUGUCAGGUUGGUCGAGCAGCUCAGGGGAACGACGCACACAGCCAGCGCCAUCAGGAAAGUGGUGCGGGAGCUGUUCACCUCUAGGAAAGGAGCUCGGGAUGAGGCCACCAAGGUUCUCAUUGUGAUCACAGAUGGGGAGAAAUAUGAAGAUCCACUUUCUUAUUCAGACGCCGUCCCAGAGGCUGAGAGAGCUGGAAUCAUCCGCUACGCCAUCGGGGUCGGCCAGGCCUUCUCCAGUGCUGCUGCCCAACGGGAGCUCCAGGAGAUCGCCUCUCAGCCCAGCAAUGAGCACGUCUUCCGGGUGGACAAUUUUGACGCCCUCCAGGGCAUCCAGAGCCAGCUGCAGGAGAAGAUCUUCGCCAUCGAAGGCACCCAGUCCCAGAGCGGCAGCUCCUUCCAGCUGGAGAUGUCUCAGGAAGGAUUCAGCUCCCUGCUGUCUCCUGACGGACCUGUGCUGGGAGCGGUGGGAGCCUAUGACUGGUCCGGCGGGAUAUACCUGUACGGGAGCAGCGGGGAGCCGAGCUUCAUCAACGUAUCCAGAACCUCCACUGACAUGAAUGAUGCUUACCUAGGUUAUUCGUCUCAGGUCAUCACAGCCAAUGGGCAGAGCAGCUACGUGGUCGGGGCCCCUCGCUACCAACACGCCGGCAAAGUCGUCCUGUUUAGCCGAGAUACCAAGGGCGGGGAAUGGACAAAUAGAUCGGAGGUGUUCGGAGAACAGAUCGGCUCGUAUUUUGGGGGAACACUGUGCGCUGUGGACCUCGACAGAGAUGGGAACACAGACCUGGUUCUAAUUGGAGCCCCCAUGUUCUAUACACCUCUGAAUGGAGGACGGGUCUAUAAUUGCCUGAUUAACUGGCCGGGCCUGCAGAAGAUGACACUGAUCUGCAGUAAGACACUGCAAGGACAGACGGGGCAGGCGUUCGGGCGCUUCGGGGCCAGCAUGUCUGAAAUCGGGGACAUCAGCGGGGACGGUCAGACGGACGUGGCCAUCGGGGCCCCCAUGGAGAAUGACAAUCGCGGGGCCUUGUACAUCUUCCAUGGGGGAAAGGGAGGCCUCAGUCCCCAGUACAGACAGCGCAUCGAGGGGUCGCUGUUUCCCAGCAGGCUGCACUACUUUGGCCAGGCUGUCAGUGGCGGGACAGACCUGACGGGGGACGGACUCCCAGACAUCGCGGUGGGGGCACAAGGGCAGAUCCUGCUGCUGAGGUCCCGGCCAGUGCUCAGAGUCAGGGUCUCCAUCAGCUUCCAGCCCCCCACGAUCCCCACCGCGGCCUUCAACUGCCAGGAGCAGGAGCAGCUCAACACGAAGGCCAGCACGGCAAAUGUCUGCUUCACCGUCACUAAGAGCACCAUGGACAGCCUAGGCAAUGGGAUCUCCAGCACCAUCCAUUACAGCCUGUCCCUGGACCCCGGGCGGACGAAGAUCCGAGCCGCCUUCGACUCCACCGGCUCCGUCCUGAGCAGGGAGCUGCGGCUCGGCAUUGAGAAGAAAUGUGAGACGUAUCAGAUAAAGUUACCUCUCUGCCCUGAGGACACACUGACCCCCAUCACCCUGCGCCUCAACUACACCCUGACGGGGGAGCCCAUCGCUGCUGCCGGCCGCCUCAGACCCAUCCUGAGUGAGGACUCCGCGCUGGUGUCUGCAGGCUCGCUCCCGUUUGGGAAGGACUGUGGCAGUGACAAAGUCUGCACUGAUGAACUACAAAUUUCCUUCAAUUUCUCAGGCUUGAGCACCCUGGUGGUGGGGAUCACCCCCGAACUCACCACCACCGUCUCCAUCCAGAACCGUGGGGAGAAUUCCUACAGUACCGGGGUGCAGUUCUUCUACCCGGCUGCGCUGUCCUACCGCCGGGUCCUGCUGCUCCAGUCUAACAGGAGGGCCAUGGCCGUUAAGUGCAGCUCGGCCGUGGGCUCCGAGGAGCAGACUCAGAGGAACAGCACCUGCCACAUCAACCACCCCAUCUUCUGGAGCGGAGCCGAGGCCGUCUUCGUCGCCACCUUCGACGUGUUCUCUGAGGCCGACCUGGAGUACAGGCUGCAGAUCACUGCCAAGGCCAGCAGUGACAAUGGCGGCCCCACCACCGAGCGCAUGAUUCACCGGGCGGAGCUGCCAGUCAAGUACGGCAUCUUCAUCAUCCUCACCAGCCUCGAGGAGUCGACCAAGUACGUCAACUUCUCCACCGAGGAGGCAGGGACAAGUGUGCCAGUGACACAUCGGUGCGAGCCCGAGCUGGCUCAGUGCGCCAGUGAGGCUGAAACGCCCGGUUCAAAGGACUUUGUGAAGCAGAUGAGUGAGCGCCCCCUGCUGGACUGCUCCGUAGCCACCUGUAAGAAGAUCCGGUGCAGAAUCGCCUCCCUGGAAAUGCAGCAGCCGCUGGAGUUCAUGAUCAAAGGGAACGUCAGCUUCCAGUGGGUCUCCCAGACACAGCAGCAGAAAGUGAGUCUGGUGAGCGAGGCCCGGAUUGAAUACGAGGAGAAGAAAUACACCCAGAAGGAGGGAUUCGUCCAGCGCCAGGUGCAGACGGUGGUGGAGCGCUCCGAGGCCUAUAACUACCUGCCCAUCAUCGUGGGCAGCAGCGUGGGGGGCCUGGUCCUGCUGGCUCUCAUCACCGCAGCCCUCUACAAGUUCGGCUUCUUCAAGCGCCAGUACAAGCAGAGGUUGGAGGGUGAAAUGGCCGAGCCGGCCCAGAGCGAUGCCUCCGCUCCCCUCAACGCCCCCAAACAAUAGCCCCGCCUACAUCCCCUCCCCAUGGGCUGCUUCAGAUCCACACACCAACGUGACAAGCUGGACUUGGAACAUCCCUUCAGAGCCUCCAUGCGGGGCUGGGACCAGGACUCCUGGGUUCUCUCCCAGCAGCGGGAGGAGAGUGGGGUCUAGUGCAUUAGAGCAGGAGGGGCUGAGUCUCUCUCCACCUCAGUUUCCCCACUUGUAAUGUGGGGAUAAUUAUCCUGCCAUUUUCUAUUUAUACUGGGAGCUGUUUGGUGCAUGGCUUGACUCUCACUGUGAAGAUGGCGCUCCCAGAGUAAAGGGGCGCCUUGAUCUCAGCUGGGCUCUGUGCGGCACCAGGGUCCCCACCUCAGUCAGGGCCUCGCGGUGCUACAGGGUAACAUCUAAUAAAGCCAAGCUCUCGGAGUCA